CAGAGUUUGUUAGUACUAUGGAUGUGAAGAAACCCAAGAAGAGGAAGAAGAGGAAAAGCCUUAUUGUGCAGAAGAGAGAUCAUCAUAGCUACAAGCGGAAGAAAGAGACUCAAGAUGCUGGGCCGGGUCAAAGGGAGUUCAUAGACACCCCAGAGAAUGAAGUUGCUGCCAAAGAGACCAAUUUGCCCGAAAUACAACCCUCCAUUGAUGAUGAAAACCCAGCUAAUUGUACAAGGAUGGAUGUGGAGAAACCUAAGAAGAAGAGGAGGAAGAAGAAAAGCCUUAUUGUGCAGAAGAGAGAUCAUCAUAGCUACAAGCGGAAGAAAGAGACUCAAGAUGCUGGGCCGAGUCAAAGGUAA
Messenger RNA from Owenia fusiformis, 359 nucleotides. The record is from the annotation of a GenBank genome assembly. Lineage: Eukaryota; Metazoa; Annelida; Polychaeta; Sabellida; Oweniidae.